Cajanus cajan (pigeon pea) is the source of this 2025-nucleotide messenger RNA. RefSeq names its product Photosystem II reaction center PsbP family protein. Gene Ontology annotation, cellular component: photosystem II oxygen evolving complex; extrinsic component of membrane; photosystem II. The record is from RefSeq and is a predicted model, not a curated record. Lineage: Eukaryota; Viridiplantae; Streptophyta; Magnoliopsida; Fabales; Fabaceae. Gene Ontology annotation, biological process: photosynthesis. Gene Ontology annotation, molecular function: calcium ion binding.
AGAAGUGAUAACUAAGAAAGAGGAUGAAAAUUGAACGUAAGAGAAAAAAGGAACUCGAAAAUAGUGUGGAUAACGAUUCACGAACACCUUCUAAGUUCUGAUUACCUUGUCACCUCUCCUCGAUUCAUCCCAUGAUGAUGAGACAUUGAGGCCAACCUCAAACCAUUGCCAAAUCCACAACUUUACAAAAUGGCUUUGAAUAGUUCCUAUACCCUUUCACGCAGCACUUUCUUCCACCAACACUCUAAAUCCACUUAUGCUUCUUCCAGAACCUUCUUCUCAAACUUGUUCCACAAAUCCACUUCACCCACCUGCAUUCACAAAGACAUGCACUUAUCACACUCUCUUAGCAAGAGGAACCUCAACCUCGCCCUUCUUCUCACAACGUUCCUAUGGGGUCAGCCUGUGUCGUUGCCUAAUGUGCUGUUGGCUCAAGAAUUGGACCUUCAGAGAUACACGGAUUCCAAGGAAGGUUUCACUCUUCUUACACCCUCUUCUUGGACAAAGGUUGACAAAGCAGGGGCAACUGUGUUGUUUCAAGAGGCAAAUAUGGGAAGUAACAAUAUUGGGGUUGUGGUGAACCCAGUUCGUCUUGCGAGUCUAGAAGAGUUUGGGACUCCUCAGUUUGUUGCUGAUAAGCUUUUACAAGCAGAAAGACGCAAGGAAAGUACAAAGGAGGCUGAGUUGAUUACAGCAGCAGAAAGAUCAGGGGAGGGAGGGUUGCGAAUUUAUGAAUUUGAAUACAAGAUUGAUAGUACCCGGGGAGGAAUGAAGAGGAUCUUUUCUGCAGCAUUUGUUGCAUCAAAGAAGCUCUACCUUCUAAAUAUUGUUCACUCUGAUAAACCAGAGAGUCCUCUUGACCAGGAUAAGAGAAUAAUUUUAGAACAUGUUCUUCAUUCCUUUGAUGCUGCAGCUUAAACUGUGGCAUGAAAACGGUGCUUCUCAUUUUUUUAUUCUUUCUUGAGUUUUGAUUUGAUUCUUAAGUUAUGGUUAACGGCUUGUGUUCAAAUCCUUAUAUUGAAAGUCAUGACUGUCAAUCGGACUGAAUUUGAAAUGCAUAUUGAACUAAUUAUAGUGUUACCACUAUAUUAUAACUUGUAACCCACAAACUACUACAACAUGAGAUUUUGUUAAAAGGAAAAAAAAAGGAAGGAAGGCUAUUACUGUAUAUUUAUACGUAGGUGAUCUAUCACAAAGUUUUUUUUAGGUUAAACUAUUUACUCAGUUCGUAUACCAUUUUAAGUUUUAGUCCUUAUAUGAGAAAAUUAUGAAUUUAUCCCUACACAAUUUUUUGUGGCGGUUUAUUACUGCCACAAAACUCUUGUAGCAGUUUUACACUAAAGUUUUCUUGAUCAAAAUUUAUUUUUUAUGCACAUGUUGGGACUUAAACUUACAAUUUUCUUGUUUAGGGAUUAAAACAUAGAAUGAAGACAACUAUAGGGGUUAAGUUAAUAAUUUAAUCUAUUUUUUUAUUUUAUUUUUUGGGGGUGGGGUGGGUUCAUCAUGACUUUUACUGAUGAACUGUCAUUUACAUAUUUUGGUGGUUAUUCCAAAUUGAUUGUCAUCUUGGUGAAUGCUCAUAUGUGACAAUACUUGCAAUUGUUUUGCUGUGCAUACAGUUAGUCUUUGAAGUCUUAUUUCUGAACUAGCAGGAUAACACUCAAUAUGUAGCAGUCUUCCGGCUUCCUUUUACUCCAAUGGUUAUCUGAGAAAAAAGAGAAAAAUGUUAAAAUAUAUAUGGUUGAUUGGUUGUGCACUGAGUUUCAAAUAUGCAAAAACUGACUCAGCAAUAUUCUUGGUCAACAUAUUGUUAAUUACUGCUAGUCGGAAUUUUGGAUAUGGUGCGAGCAAUAAGUACUAAAUUUCUAGUCAUUAGAGCAUGUUUGCUUUUCCGUUUAAAGUUGAAACUCAUGUUGAAUAUGAAUUCAACAAUUUCUUGCUUUCCCGUUCAAAUGACUUGGAAACUAACCAAAUUUUUUAGUUUAAUAAUUGUAAGGUUUGUCUUGGACCAUGAGGUCGACCUUA